Peronospora matthiolae is the source of this 312-nucleotide messenger RNA. NCBI's taxonomy places the organism in Eukaryota, Oomycota, Peronosporomycetes, Peronosporales, Peronosporaceae. The record is from the annotation of a GenBank genome assembly.
AUGCCAUCAGGGUCCCGUCACAUCGAGGGUGACGAGAUGCAAGUCACCUUCGCCCUGUCAAAUUUUACGGGACGAGCAAAUACUUGGGCCUUAGAGCUCAAGCUUCACGACCCAAACGUGUUUGAGUCGUCAGAGAUCUUGAAGUCUCGGCUUAAAGAGACGUUUGAGCCACCAAGAGCCGAGUUCAGAGCACGCUCUGCACUCCUGAGGUUAAAGCAAGGCAAGCGUGACGUGCAUGCUUACGCACAGCACCUGCGCUACCUUGCAAGUCGCGUUACGGAGAACCCUGUUGAUGAGCACACGCUCAUUUAA